Callorhinus ursinus (northern fur seal) is the source of this 3431-nucleotide messenger RNA. RefSeq names its product interferon induced with helicase C domain 1 (gene IFIH1). The record is from RefSeq and is a predicted model, not a curated record. Gene Ontology annotation, cellular component: cytoplasm. Gene Ontology annotation, biological process: antiviral innate immune response; regulation of apoptotic process; MDA-5 signaling pathway. Gene Ontology annotation, molecular function: single-stranded RNA binding; double-stranded RNA binding; zinc ion binding. NCBI's taxonomy places the organism in Eukaryota, Metazoa, Chordata, Mammalia, Carnivora, Otariidae.
CACGAACGAAAGAUGUCGAAUGGCUACUCUGCAGACAAGAGUUUCUGCUAUCUCAUCUCGUGUUUCAGGGCCAGACUGAAAACGUACAUCCAGGUGGAGCCGGUACUGGACUACCUGAACUUUCUGCCCGAUGAGGUGAAGGAGCAGAUUCAGAGGACGGCCAUCAACGCUGGGAGCAUGCAGGCAGCUGAUCAACUUCUGAGCACUUUGGAGAAGGGAGGCUGGCCCCCUGGCUGGACCAGACAAUUUCUGGUGGCUCUUCAGAGAGCAGGCAGCGUUUUAGCCGCCCGCUACCUGAACCCAGAGCUCACCGACUUGCCCUCUCCAUCCUCUGAGAACGUUCAUGACGAGUGUCUCCAACUAAUGAACCUCCUCCAGCCCACCCUGGUGGACAAACUUCUGGUUAGAGAUAUCUUGGAUAAGUGUGUGGAGAAGGAACUCUUGACAAACGAAGACAGAAAUCGGAUUUCUGCUGCAGAAAGCAAUGGAAAUGAAUCAGGUGUAAGAGAGCUACUGAAAAGGAUUGUGCAGAAAGAAAACUGGUUUUCUGCAUUUCUGAUUGUUCUGCAUCAAACGGAAAACCACGCCCUUAUCCAAGAGCUAACAGGCACCCCUUGCUUUGAAAGCAAUGCAGAGACUGAGAACUUAUCCCAAGAAGGUGGCCCUGACAUUCAAGAGGCAGUUCUUUUAGCCACAGGUCAGCCAGGUCCAGAGAGAGAGGGCUGGGACAAGGAGAGUGAUUCGCUGGAAUCGUCUUUGGUAGAGUCUUCUGCUGUUUCAGAAUCAGACACAAGUUUGGCAGAAGGAAGUGUCAGCUGCUUAGAUGAAAGUCUUGGACAUAACAGCAACAUGGGCAGUGAUUCAGGCACCAUGGGAAGUGAUUCAGAUGAAGAGAAUGUGGCAGAAAGAGCAUCUCCUGAGCCAGAACUGCAUGUCAGGCCUUACCAAAUGGAAGUCGCCCAACCAGCCUUGGAGGGGAAAAAUAUCAUUAUAUGCCUCCCUACAGGAAGUGGGAAAACCAGAGUGGCUGUUUACAUUGCCAAGGAUCACUUGGACAAAAAGAAAAAAGCAUCUGAACCUGGAAAAGUUAUAGUCCUUGUCAAUAAGGUGCCACUAGUUGAACAGCUCUUCCGCAAAGAGUUUGAACCAUUUUUGAAGAAAUGGUAUCAUACAAUUGGAUUAAGUGGAGAUACCCAAUUAAAAAUAUCAUUUCCAGAAGUUGUCAAAACCUACGAUGUUAUCAUCAGUACAGCUCAAAUCCUUGAAAACUCCCUUUUAAAUUCAGAAAAAGGAGAUGAUGGUGUCCAGCUUUCAGACUUUUCCCUCAUCGUCAUUGAUGAAUGCCAUCACACCAACAAAGAAGCAGUCUAUAAUAACAUCAUGAGGCGUUACUUGAAACAGAAGUUGAAAAACAAUAAACUCAAGAAAGAGUGCAAACCAGUAAUUCCUCUACCUCAGAUACUAGGACUAACAGCUUCACCAGGUGUUGGAGGAGCCAAAAGGCAAGCUGAAGCCAAGGAACACAUUUUAAAAAUAUGUGCCAAUCUCGAUGCAUGUACCAUUAAAACUGUGAAAGAAAAUAUUGAUCAACUCAAAGACCAAAUAAAAGAGCCAUGCAAAAAGUUUGCAAUUGCAGAUGACACCAGAGAAGAUCCAUUUAAAGACAAACUUUUAGAAAUAAUGAACAAGAUUCAAAGUUUUUGCCAAAUGAGUCCAAUGUCGGAUUUUGGAACUCAACCCUAUGAACAAUGGACCACUCAAAUGGAAAAAAAAGCUGCACGAGAAGGAAAUCGCAAAGAACGUGUUUGUGCAGAGCAUUUGAGGAAGUACAAUGAGGCCCUACAAAUUAAUGAUACAAUUCGAACAAUUGAUGCAUAUAAUCACCUUGAAGCUUUCUAUAAUGAUGAGAAAGAGAAGAAGUAUGCGGUCCAAGAAGAUGAUAGUGAUGAGAGUGGUGAGGAUGGUGAUGGUGAUGGUGAUGAAGAUGAAGACGAUGAAAAGAAACCUUUGAGCCUGGAUAAGACAGAUAGAUUUCUCAUGGAUUUAUUUUUUGAAAACAGGAGACUGUUGAAAAAGCUGGCUGCAAACCCAAAACAUGAAAAUGAAAAGCUGACCAAAUUAAGAAACACCAUAAUGGAACAAUAUACAAGGACUGAGGAAUCGGCCCGAGGAAUAAUUUUCACAAAAACAAGACAGAGUGCAUAUGCCCUUUCCCAGUGGAUUACUGAAAAUAAAAAAUUUGCAGAAGUAGGAGUCAAAGCCCAUCAUCUGAUUGGAGCUGGACACAGCAGUGAGUUCAAGCCCAUGACACAGAAUGAACAAAAAGAAGUCAUUAGUAAAUUCCGCACAGGAAAAAUAAAUCUGCUUAUCGCUACCACAGUGGCAGAAGAAGGUCUGGAUAUUAAAGAAUGUAAUAUCGUUAUUCGUUAUGGUCUCGUCACUAACGAAAUAGCCAUGGUCCAGGCCCGUGGUCGAGCCAGAGCUGAUGAGAGCACCUAUGUCCUGGUUGCCCACAGUAACUCAGGAGUUAUUGAACGUGAGAUAGUUAAUGAUUUCCGAGAGAAAAUGAUGUAUAAAGCUAUAGACCAUGUUCAAAAUAUGAACCCAGAGGAGUAUGCUCGUAAGAUUUUGGAAUUACAGAUGCAAAGUAUAAUGGAAAAGAAAAUGAAAAUCAAGAGAAGUAUUGCAAAGUACUACAAGGAAAACCCAUCAUUAAUAAAUUUCCUCUGCAAAAACUGCAGUGUGCUAGCCUGCUCUGGAGAAGAUAUCCACGUUAUCGAGAAGAUGCACCACGUCAACAUGACACCAGUGUUCAAGGAAUUCUACAUUGUGAGAGAAAACAAAGCACUACGAAAGAAAUUUGCAGACUAUCAAACAAAUGGCGAGAUUAUCUGCAAAAAAUGUGGCCAAGCUUGGGGGACGAUGAUGGUGCACAAAGGCUUAGAUUUGCCUUGUCUCAAAAUAAGGAAUUUUGUAGUGGUUUUCAAAAAUAAUACGCCAAAGAAACAAUACAAAAAGUGGGUAGAAUUACCUAUUACAUUUCCCGAUCUUGACUAUUCACAAUAUUGUUUGUGUAGUGAUGAGGAUUGACAUUUGAUUUGAGAACCUUUAAAAAUAUUAUCAACUUAACAUUUAAUAUGAUACUGAUUAAUAUUUUUACUAUACUCCAGAACUGAUGUGAGGAUUAAUAAAAUCAUUGCUUUACUUUCCGUUGAGCUGCAUGAAGGAAGAUAAUAUAAUAUGCUUUCAAGAAUCUAUCUUGUUGGUGGGCAGGGGUAAAGAAUACUCACCAAUAAUAAUUAGUGUGGAGCAUUACGGUAUGUGGAAAGAAUGCUGGAGUAUAAAUGAGGAUCCAAGGUAUCGCUAUCAGUCCUGUCACCCAUCUUCAAAAUAAAAUUAACCAAAUCAGUUCAUCUUUUUGAACCAGUGUC